AUGCCUGGUAAGGGAAUGCGUAAGCGAGUUGAAGCCAUAGAGGUCGAGGAGCCGGCGUUCAUCAAGCGGUUCCGCGAGCAGUCUGGCAUGCGGCCGGAAGCCAACAUCAAGAGCAAGAGAGCAAAGCGCGAAGUGGCUACUGGCGAUGACUUUCGUGACCGUGAAGACGAGGCACCGCAGGUUGUUGCUGGCGUGGGUGUUUCGGAAGAGGAGGCGAAGAAAUUCGUGGAGGAGAACCUCGCUAGAAAGCGACCAGAAGAAAAAGCCGACGCAGAAGCAGCAUCCCACGCAGAUGACGCCGAAAAUUCGGGCAAAAUUCUUUUCCGAAAACCCAAACCCCGAAAUAACGAAUCAAAUGAAAAGAAAUCCGGAGCAGGUAAAGCCACUAUGGAGAAAUUAAAGAAGAGAACGAAAGACGACAAGAGCAAAGAAAGUGGAACUUUGUCUUUUAGCUAUGAUGAUGAUGAUGAUAAUGAUUGA
Messenger RNA from Mesocestoides corti, 480 nucleotides. NCBI's taxonomy places the organism in Eukaryota, Metazoa, Platyhelminthes, Cestoda, Cyclophyllidea, Mesocestoididae. The record is from the annotation of a GenBank genome assembly.